Messenger RNA from Chaetomium fimeti, 1004 nucleotides. RefSeq lists its product as uncharacterized. The transcript has a single exon. The coding region runs from base 103 to 789 and encodes 228 amino acids. NCBI's taxonomy places the organism in Eukaryota, Fungi, Ascomycota, Sordariomycetes, Sordariales, Chaetomiaceae. The record is from RefSeq and is a predicted model, not a curated record.
CCUGAAUUGUGAAGGCGGCGUUGCGGGAACGAUUUAGUGAGUGCACAUCUUCUGCUAGGGCCGUUCUCGCUCGCCAGGGUGGGUGUGUGGGGGAGAUGGGUGAUGGACCCCCCCUUCUCCGGUAUCGUAUCGGUAUGUACCGUGACAUUCAACAGGGCGAACCGCACUCUCCACGGCGGACGGGGAAGCUCUGGUUCGCGCCACCAUGCGGGAGGACCCUACUGUGAGAUAGCCGCCGUUACUUCCUCCUCGUUGGCCGGUACGAAGCCAGUUGGUUCGACUCGGAGGGCGGAUAGACGCCUCCAGGGCCACCCCGCUCCGGCAUAUCUCGAUCGCGCACUGCUGCUGCUGGCCAUUUGUAGACGUGGCUCGCGCUGGCAUGUGUGUCGCUCGCCCGUCUCUACACUGGGCAGCUGGAACAUGUCGCGUGUGCGUGCGCGUGUCGCGUUACGGUACCCCGGAGUUCUUGAGCUGUUGAUGCAUCACCGCUUUACCUGCCACCCGUUCGGCGAGCGAGCCGGGGGCGAAGCCGCCAAUUGCCGGGGGUGGCAUCGGCCUGCUAAAUUUGAACAGAGCUGGGCUGCGGAAAUCUGGGGCAUGGGGGGCAGAAGACAUGGGGUGCGAUGGGGCAUGCGAACGGGCACCGCGAUCCCAGUCGGGCUCUUUUGCUGUGUGUAUGGACCAAGGUUCGAGCGAUGGUGCAGCGGCCCGAAAAACAGACCAGGCGGAAUGGGUGGGCUGAGAAAGUCUGUUGAAAGCAACCGGGAUUUCCUUCGCGACUUGGGUUGAAACGCUGUGCCUGCGCGCAAGAGGAAUAGUGGGAAAAACGUCGAGGCUGUGUUACUCAAAAGUGGCAGAGAGGGCCGCGGCUGCCGGAAUAGAGAUGGAUGACACCACCGAGAAUGGAAGGAUCAAAUUUUCCGGGCAGCAACGCAGGAAAGAGCGCACGGAGAUACGGCUUUAGGACACUGACAGCAGUAUUUGCCCGAUCCUGACAAUCAUUG